This is a messenger RNA of Impatiens glandulifera, 1289 nucleotides long. Its product is annotated as ribosomal RNA processing protein 36 homolog. Gene Ontology annotation, biological process: maturation of SSU-rRNA from tricistronic rRNA transcript (SSU-rRNA, 5.8S rRNA, LSU-rRNA). Gene Ontology annotation, cellular component: nucleolus; 90S preribosome. The record is from RefSeq and is a predicted model, not a curated record. Lineage: Eukaryota; Viridiplantae; Streptophyta; Magnoliopsida; Ericales; Balsaminaceae. Bases 229 to 984 code for a protein of 251 amino acids. The transcript is spliced from 9 exons.
CCUGACCCGAAUGACCGGCCCGUGUUCCAGCUGCAAACCCUAACGAAAGAUAGAGAAAAACAGGCGAGAACGCCGGAGAGUGAGGCGAGAACGCUGAUCGCUUCAUCGAAGGGAUAUCCAAAAGACGUUUUCUUCCUUAGUCUUCAGCCGGCAGUUGCGAGUUUAACAGGCGCGAAUCGCAUUCUUCUAAAGAACCAAUCUAGGUGGGUGCUGACAGUGUAGAUUGAUAUGAACCAAUCUCGCGAUCCCAUGGCUACUUCAAGUAAGAAGAUUAGGUUCGAUGAAUCUGAAUCUGAAUCGGAAGAAGAAGAAGACCCAACUCUUCAAGAGAGAGGAGUCAUAGAGCGCGAGCUUGCAGAUGUUACGUUCGAGGAGUUGCAGAAAGCACGCUCUAAUGGGUCGGAGUUAGUCUACAGAAAGAUUCAUUCGGAGAAGAAGAGCAGCAGGGCCAACAAGAACAGGCCUAUGGAAGUGAGUGCCAAGAAGCCAGUUAGUAGACAUAAAGAGAUUAUUCAAGCACCUAAAAAGGUGAUUCGUGACCCCCGUUUUGAGAUGUUAUGUGGGAAUUUUGAACAAGAAGGGUUCAGGAAGAGAUACAAUUUUCUUUACGAGAAUGACUUCCCUGCUGAAAAAGAGGAACUAAAAAAGGAGAUGAAGAAAUCAAAUGACCCAGAAGUGAUUGCUGAUAUCAAGAAUCGUCUGUCCUGGAUAGAUAAGCAAUUGAAGACUACUACAACUGCCAAACAAAAUGAUAAGGAAGUUUUGUCUGAACACAAGAAGAAAGAAAGAGAAGCUGCAAAACAAGGGAAAAAACCCUACUAUCUGAAGAAAUCGGAGAUACGCAAACAAAGUCUUAUUGGGAAAUUCACGGAUCUCAAGGAAUCUGGCAAGCUUGAUGCAUACAUUGAUAAGAGGAGAAAGAAAAAUGCAACCAAGGACCAUAGGUACAUGCCAUAUCGACGCCCUGGAAACAACGAGCAAUAAAUUUGAAGUGCAUGUUUUGUUCGUCGGUUCAUGAACCUCAAUAGCCCCAACAUAACCCUUGUUGUGCUACAAGUUUUGAGUGGAAAGUAUUGUUUAGCUCAUUCCUCCCUCACACUGUUUAAGAUGCAAUUCUCUCUUGCCUUUUAUUUUUAGUCUUCUAUUGGAUAGAUUCUUCUUCGUCUUCAUCUAGGAGUUGAUGAGACAUUUAAUGAAAUAUGUGGUGUUACAUUAUAUUAUGGAUUCAAUAUGCCAUUUGCAAAAUUUUGUUUAAUAGUAAUUAUUAACUUUCAAUUACUUUAAUUUCA